Messenger RNA from Pipra filicauda (Wire-tailed manakin), 2584 nucleotides. RefSeq names its product solute carrier family 23 member 1-like. Gene Ontology annotation, cellular component: membrane. Gene Ontology annotation, molecular function: transmembrane transporter activity. The record is from RefSeq and is a predicted model, not a curated record. NCBI's taxonomy places the organism in Eukaryota, Metazoa, Chordata, Aves, Passeriformes, Pipridae. Bases 1 to 1875 code for a protein of 624 amino acids. The transcript has 12 exons. Gene Ontology annotation, biological process: transmembrane transport.
AUGACUCCCUCCUCAGACAAAGAUGUCAACGGGCUAGAUAACCCCAGCUUUGUGGUUGAAGAUGGAAGCCACUACUGCUCCUCACCAGAUUGUGCUGCCCAGGGCCCAGAGGAGGGUGGGGGCACAGGCCAUAGUGGGACCAAGCUUGCCUACACUGUCACAGAUGUGCCUCCCUGGUAUCUGUGCAUCCUGCUGGGCAUUCAGCACUUCCUGACAGCCAUGGGAGGUCUUGUAGCUAUCCCGCUGAUCCUCUCCAAAGAGCUUUGCCUCCAGCACGACCUACUCACCCAGAGCCACUUGAUCAGCACCAUCUUCUUUGUCUCAGGAAUUUGCACCCUACUGCAAGUCCUCUUUGGAGUCAGGUUGCCUAUUAUUCAAGGAGGGACUUUUGCAUUCCUGACCCCCACCUUGGCAAUGCUGUCUCUCCCCAGUUGGAAGUGCCCUGCCUGGACACAGAAUGCCACCUUGGUGAAUGCUUCUUCACCAGAAUUCAUUGAAGUCUGGCAGACACGGAUGCGAGAGGUGCAAGGAGCUAUCAUUGUAGCUUCCUGCUUUCAAAUCUUCGUUGGAUUUUCUGGCCUGAUUGGAUUUCUGAUGAGGUUCAUUGGCCCCCUGACAAUUGCUCCCACCAUCACCUUGGUUGCGCUACCUCUCUUUGAGUCUGCUGGGAAUGAGGCUGGGCAGCACUGGGGCAUAGCAUUCAUGACUAUUUUUUUCAUAGUUCUGUUCUCUCAGUACCUAAAAGAUGUCCCUGUGCUGCUGCCGUCUUACCAGAAAGGCAAGAAGUGCCACUUCUCUCCAGUCUACCUCUUCCAGAUCUUUCCGGUGCUGCUGGGGCUCUCCCUGAGCUGGCUGCUCUGCUAUGUGCUGACAGUGACCAACGUCCUCCCUGUGGACCCCACUGCCUACGGACACCUGGCUCGCACGGACACUCGUGGGGACGUUUUGUCACAGGCUCCCUGGUUUCGGCUGCCUUACCCAGGCCAGUGGGGAAUGCCAACAGUCAGCCUGGCUGGGAUAUUUGGCAUCUUAGCCGGGGUGAUUUCCUCCAUGCUGGAGUCCGUGGGAGAUUACUAUGCCUGUGCCCGCCUGUCCAGGGCCCCGCCGCCGCCGAAGCACGCCAUCAGCCGCGGGAUUGGGGUGGAAGGCAUCGGCUGCCUUCUGGCUGGGGCCUGGGGCACAGGGAAUGGCACCACAUCCUACAGCGAGAAUGUGGGGGCCCUGGGCAUCACCAAGGUAGGGAGUCGAAUGGUCAUCAUUGCUGGUGCCUGUGCCAUGCUCCUGAGUGGCAUCUUCGGGAAAGUUGGGGCGAUGCUUGCCAGCAUACCCAGCCCAGUGAUCGGAGGCAUGUUCCUCGUGAUGUUCGGAGUUAUCACGGCAGUGGGGAUUUCCAAUUUGCAGUAUACAGAUAUGAACUCCUCAAGAAACAUCUUUAUCUUUGGAUUUUCUGUAUUUUCUGGCCUCACGAUUCCCAACUGGGCAAGCAAAAAUAGUGCAUUGCUGGAAACAGGAAUCAUCCAGCUUGACCAGGUGAUCCAGGUGCUCCUCACCACUGGCAUGUUUGUGGGUGGACUCCUAGGGUUUAUCCUUGAUAACACCAUUCCAGGAACACAGGAGGAGCGGGGGCUCCUGGCAUGGAAGCAUAGCCACAAGGGAGGGAUGGAGAGCUCUCUGCUCAUUUCCAAGGUCUAUGAUCUUCCAUUUGGCAUAGGCACCAAAUACUGUGCUGUCUCUUGGUUUCGGUAUCUCCCUGCUUGCCCCAAAAGACUGUCUGGCAACAAGAGAAUGGAUGAACUGAAGGCUGCUGGACAAAAAAGCACCGUUAAAGCAAGCUCAGAAAGAGAUUCCGAGAUCGGUGCAGAUACAGGGAUAUAAGGACCUGGUCUCAGCACAGGUGAACUCAUCUCAGAAGCAGAGGUCUGAAAGCCUGUCUGCAGCCCCUGUCAUUUGAGCAUGAGCUGGCAGCUGUUGAGGGUGGAACAGGAGAAUAAUGUCUUCCUCUUCCCAGCUCUGCUCCCUGCACCACUGGUGACCUUGAGGGACUCAUUCUUUUCCUCUCUCCUCCUGCCUGGCCACCUCUAGGAAGAACCUAAUCCCUCUUCAGGGAACACCAAAGCCCAAGAAAUGCCUGAGCAAGAUGUUCUGUUUCCUUCCUUGCACUGAAUGUUGGGCACCCCAAGGACCAGCUGUUCAGCUGAAGCAGAGGGCUUCCUGUGCCCUCAUCUGGCAGCUCAAGGAGCCAAUGGAGAAGGCAUCCCUGAUGUGGGCCCUGUAACACUCUCAGGCAUCCCUUGGGUUGAGGCUAAUCCCUACCACCUUUAAGAUCUGUAAUGGCAACACUCACCUUUCAGCUUGUAUUUUAUACUUCAUCCUGGCCAAGGGGAAGGAGCAGACACCUCUAGGUCAUGAUUCAUCUCAUUCCAUGUUCUGAUAAUUUAGUCAGACAAAUGAAUGUUGUUGUAAGAGAGUUAUCUAAGGUUAAUGGGAUACAUUGAAUUCUGAACCUGCCUCUCCCUCCUUAGACCACAGAGGGACUCCAGAGACCUUACUUAGAUUCUUGGCCUAACCCAGCUUCACUGAAAUG